CAGUUUCAUGCAGGCGUGUACCUGUCCUUUCUCCCACGUUCUUAGACUUGAUAACAGUGUGAACUUUAUUUACCACAAUAUUUCACUUAGAUAUUUUACAGUUGUUGGCAUUCAAACAGAUGUAAUUCCAUUGAUGAAAGUUGGAAAGUUCAGUGCAGCCACUUCCCAAGACAACCAAUUGCUGAAAUAUGCCAGCCACUUUGUACUCCACCAAGCCUUUUUGGCCAAUCCGUCGUGUGCAACGUUGAACUUGACUCAUUAGGCAUAGCCGUCACCAUCACUCCUGAGUCUUCUAUCAUCAUAUUUAUCACGCAUCGAGCUACAUGGUUAUACCGGAGGGUCUAUGCCCUGUUGUCCUAUGUCUGGUAACAGGUAGAAGAUAAAUCAAAAUUCAGAACAUUGUUUUAAAGAACAAAAGAACCUUUUGAAAAGUGAACUGUUCAAGCUAUGUGGUGCUUUCUAUGUGAUAAUUGCAAGUUGGAAGUUUCGGGUUCUCAAGGGUUAAGGAUGUGGACCCAAACUCCCUCGUCACUGCAGAAAAACAAGAAAGGUUGGAGCAGAAACAAGGAAGAACAACUAUAAUCUAGAAAAUACCGAAACGUUCUACUUAAUGAACUAGGAAUUAUGGGAAAUAUAUAUGAAAUACCCUCUUGGCUAUGGUGAUGAUUUUUCUUCAUCAUUUUUCUAUUAAGGUUGAAGACAAUACAGUGAUACACCACACAAGAAGAUUCGUUGCUGAAGAAGAUUUGUCCUUAUCACAGUUUUUUUUUUCUUUCUUUUUUGGAUCAAAUCUGACAAAGUGUGCAUUUGAACACCUGAAGAGAGAAAAACCAAGAGCCUGUGAUUCAUUAAAAAUUUACAUUUCAGCUGUGAGUCAAAAACUAAGGAAGAAGGUAGUGUAUUAUUCUAUGACAGAAGAAAACGGAGAAAAGCGAACAGGAAAAAACCAUAAACGACAACGUUUUGAGAGGGUGAAGUAGUUAGAAAACGGAACAAAUUAAACGACGUCGUUUGAGUUUUACCCCUUCUUCCCACGCGUGCACACUAAACGGGCUUCGGCCCUCCUCUCAGAUUUGGCGGCAAAAAACCUAACAACUGCAACUGCGAACUAGGGUUUGUGCAAUGUUAAUGAUUAUGAUGACGUGAUUUUAUCUGAUUGGAAGAAGUGAUGAGUUCAAUGGAAGGAGCAGCACAAUCUGAGUCUCCAACAAUUAGGGCCAUAAAUAAGGGUGCAGUUCAUCGUAUUUGCUCCGGGCAAGUGAUUCUAGAUCUUUCUUCAGCUGUCAAGGAGUUGGUUGAGAACAGCUUGGACGCCGGCGCCACUAGCAUCGAAAUCGCUUUGAAGGAGUACGGCCAAGAAUGGUUCCAAGUCAUCGAUAAUGGCUGUGGCAUUUCGCCGAAUAAUUUCAAGGUUCUUGCCCUUAAGCAUCAUACUUCUAAAUUAAUUGAUUUUCCUGAUCUUCAAUCCUUGACCACUUUUGGCUUUAGAGGGGAGGCACUGAGUUCCCUCUGUGCACUUGGGAAUUUGACUGUCGAAACAAGAACAAAAAAUGAAUCGGUUGCAACACACCUGACCUUUGAUCAUUCAGGUUUACUAAGAGAUGAAAAGAAAACAGCACGUCAAAUUGGUACCACUGUCACUGUUAAGAAGUUGUUCUCCAAUUUACCAGUGCGAAGCAAAGAAUUUAGUCGCAACAUACGCAAGGAAUAUGGAAAGCUUAUUUCUUUAUUGAGUGCCUACGCUCUUAUUGCUGGAGGAGUUCGGUUAGUCUGCACCAAUACAACUGGAAAAAAUGUGAAAUCAAUGGUUCUUAAAACACAAGGUAGCGGUUCCCUGAAAGAUAACAUUAUAACAGUGUUUGGCAUGAACACCUUCAACUGCUUAGAGCCUCUGAAUAUAUGUUUGUCUGACAGUUCCAAAGUUGAUGGCUUUGUUUCUAAGUCUGGAUAUGGCAGUGGACGGACUUUGGGAGAUAGACAAUUCUUUUUUGUAAAUGGUCGGCCGGUAGAUAUGCCUAAAGUUGGCAAGCUUGUGAAUGAGUUAUAUAAAGGAGCAAACUCCAGGCAGUAUCCCAUUGCAAUAAUGAAUUUUACUGUUCCAACUCGAGCAUAUGAUGUCAAUGUAACACCGGACAAAAGAAAAAUAUUCUUUUCUGAUGAAGGCUCCAUAUUGCACUCCCUAAGAGAGGGAUUAGAAAAAAUCUAUUCCCCAAGUCUCACCAGUUAUUCUGUUAAUAGAUUUGAGGAGCCUACAGAGGAGACCGAUAAUUCUGAACUAAAUCCUCCUCAAACACAAAUUCUUUCGUCGUCGAAACAAUUAUUUCCAGAUGGCAGUGAUCUUCAGGAAGAAGCACACAGUGAGGAACAAAUUACAGAGGACCAAAUUCCUUCAAAGAUGGUCAAAAGUAGCACUGAGAACAUGCAUGCUGUCAAGGAAAUGGACCACAGUUAUGACAAAGAUUCAAUUGAGAAGGACUUUUCUCUUCGAGUCCAUGGUAUUAAGAAGGCAGAUAGCUUUCCCAAGUGGGACAGUGAGAAAACGACAAUGACCAUCAAUAGUGAUACAAUUGAUCAUCAAGUUCUAUCUCUUUCAGAAAUGGUUGUAAAAGGCGCUGUUGGAAAUAAAGGUUCAUCCAGUCAUUCAAGCUACAUUCAAUCAUUUGGAAAUAAAGGUUCAUCCAGUCAUUCAAGCUACUUUCAAUCAUCACUAUCCAAAUUUGUAACAGUAAAUAAAAGGAAGCAUGAAAAUAUUAGUACAGUGUUAUCUGAAGCCCCUCUCCUAAGAAACCAAACCCCUAAUUGUCAGUUAAAGAAAAACAACUCUGAGAUGCAUGCUCUGGUUUCAAGAUCCUUUGUUAACCAUCAGAAAACUAAUGAUUCUGCUGGAAUUAUUGAGAGUGAGCCUUCCAAGUUUCUUGGAGUAGACAGCGCCUUUGAUGCAACUGAAAACCCACAUUAUUCUGGAGGAAACAUUAAUGAUGAGAAAGCUGGAGAGGACUUGGAGAAUCAUGAAACACCAUUGCCUCCUGCUGAUGUGGCAACAACUGCUUCACUGAGUGAAGAAAAAAAUAUUUCAGAUCUUUCAGGUGUAGCUUCUGCAGUGCAAGACACUCCUGUGCUGGACACUCCUAUGCCUUCUUCUGAUUUGAAGAUAUGUUCCACGUUGCAAUUUAGUUUUGAAGAGUUAAGGACAAGGAGGCAUCAGAGGUUGUCAAGGUUGCAAUCUAGCUCUUAUAAAUGUGGAAGAACAACGACUGAAAGGUGCUACUCUGCUGCAACACUGGAGUUUUCUCAACCUGAAAAUGAGGAACGAAAAGUAAGGGCUCUAGCUGCAGCUACUACCGAGUUGGAGAAACUUUUCAAGAAACAGGACUUUGGAAGAAUGAAGGUGAUUGGGCAAUUCAAUCUUGGUUUUAUCAUUGGAAAGUUAGAUCAAGAUCUAUUUAUUGUGGAUCAGCAUGCUGCAGAUGAAAAAUACAAUUUUGAGCAUCUGGCACAAUCAACUGUCUUGAACCAGCAGCCUUUGCUUCGGCCAUUGAGGUUGGACCUAUCUCCUGAAGAAGAAGUAAUUGCUUCCAUACAUAUGGAUAUAAUCAGGAAAAAUGGGUUUGCUUUGGAAGAGGAUCUACAUGCCCCUCCUGGUCAAAGAUUCAAACUAAAAGCUGUUCCCUUCAGUAAAAACAUAACUUUUGGAGUUGAAGAUGUUAAGGAGCUUAUUUCUACUCUUGCUGAUGGUCAAGGGGAAUGCUCAAUCCUUGGUACUUACAAAAUGGAUACUUGUGACUCUAUUUGCCCAUCGAGAGUCCGUGCAAUGCUAGCAUCACGUGCCUGCAGAUCAUCUGUUAUGAUUGGAGAUCCACUUGGAAGAAAAGAGAUGCAGAGGAUACUAGAGCAUCUUUCAGACCUGAAGUCACCCUGGAAUUGCCCACAUGGUAGGCCAACCAUGCGACACUUGGUCGACUUAACAACCAUCUACAAAGUACAUUCAAAUGAUGCAACAGUGGAUGAACCCUGCAUCAAUGAACCAUGCCCACCCUUCUCUUAACUUAUUUUUGUUGUCUCUGUAAAUUCUUGCGACCAUCUGCCUCUACAAGAAUGUAAAGCACCCAAUCUAGUGAUGUGUUACAAUAACUGCAACUCUGGUCUUCCCCUGAGGGUGAAAACCCAUCUUUUUCUUACAGAUUGUUAGCAUUGAUAUGGGGAAGGGAGAUUCAUUUUUUUGCA
Vitis vinifera (wine grape) is the source of this 4224-nucleotide messenger RNA. Its product is annotated as DNA mismatch repair protein PMS1. Lineage: Eukaryota; Viridiplantae; Streptophyta; Magnoliopsida; Vitales; Vitaceae. Gene Ontology annotation, cellular component: MutLalpha complex. The transcript is spliced from 12 exons. Gene Ontology annotation, molecular function: ATP-dependent DNA damage sensor activity; ATP binding; mismatched DNA binding. The coding region runs from base 1169 to 4045 and encodes 958 amino acids. The record is from RefSeq and is a predicted model, not a curated record. Gene Ontology annotation, biological process: mismatch repair.